AUGUCUGCCAAAAGUGUAAAAGGCGAGCAUGGCAAGAAACCGGCGUCUGCGGCCGUCAACCUGAUAGCCGGAGGCGGCGCGGGUAUGAUGGAAGCCCUCGUGUGCCAUCCGCUCGACACAAUCAAGGUGCGAAUGCAACUGUCAAGAAGGGGCCGGGUGCCAGGGCAGAAGAAGCGUGGCUUCAUCGCGACGGGAAGAGACAUCGUCAAGCGGGAAACCGCGUUUGGGCUGUACAAGGGUCUCGGAGCCGUCUUGACGGGCAUCGUACCGAAGAUGGCCAUCCGCUUCACGUCAUACGAGUGGUACAAGCAAUUAUUAGCGGACAAGGAUGGGAUCGUAACAUCCAGGGCGACUUUUCUAGCUGGACUGAGCGCCGGUGUAACGGAAGCCGUGGCAGUCGUAACGCCGAUGGAAGUGGUCAAGAUUCGCAUGCAAGCGCAAUACCACAGCUUAAGCGACCCUCUCGACGUCCCGAAAUAUCGAAGCGCGCCGCACGCGCUGUUGACCGUGGUUCGCGAGGAAGGACUCGGGGCCCUGUACCGGGGUGUGUCGCUGACGGCGCUGCGACAGGGAACGAACCAGGCCGUCAACUUCACCGCGUACACAGAGUUCAAGGAGAUCCUGCAGCGGUGGCAGCCCGAGUACCAGGGCCAGAACCUGCCGAGUUACCAGACCACCGUGAUCGGGCUGAUCAGUGGCGCCAUGGGACCUUUCUCCAACGCACCCAUCGAUACCAUCAAGACGAGGUUACAGAAGACACCUGCCGAGCCUGGCCAGACGGCCGUGUCGAGAAUCGUGGCCAUAUCAAGGGACAUGUUCAAGCAGGAGGGCUUCCGCGCGUUUUACAAGGGUAUCACGCCGCGAGUGAUGAGAGUGGCCCCCGGUCAGGCCGUGACGUUCACCGUGUAUGAGUUUUUGAAGAGUCAUAUCGAAGAUAGUAACUGGUUGAAGCUAGGGACUGGGAAAUAUGAAGAGUGA
Exophiala spinifera is the source of this 978-nucleotide messenger RNA. RefSeq lists its product as uncharacterized. Gene Ontology annotation, biological process: succinate transport; fumarate transport; transmembrane transport. The transcript has 2 exons. The record is from RefSeq and is a predicted model, not a curated record. The coding region runs from base 1 to 978 and encodes 325 amino acids. Lineage: Eukaryota; Fungi; Ascomycota; Eurotiomycetes; Chaetothyriales; Herpotrichiellaceae.